AUGACAUAAAGAGAGGAGACACCAUAUUUCAGAGAGUGUUAAAAAUUAGGUGGUAUUCAAUAGAAGGACAUCUAUCUAUCUCCAACAAAGGCAGCAACAUAUUUGUAUCUACUUAAUCAUGUAAGAAUUAUGAAGGUGUUGCCAUGCAAUUCUGCUAAGAGACGAGUAUGCAAAUGGGAUACAACAAUUGAAUAAGAUGGACCAGCCACUUGUAGAAUCCUUGUUCCUGUUCAGAAGAGAGAAAAAUGCAUUAAUGGUUGGCAGAAUGUAGGGUAUGAAGUGUUUUAUUAGAACAAGGAUACAAUUGCAGAUCAAAAACAGUUGAAUUUGGAUUAUGAGAAUGAUGAGAUCUAAUAGCAAUUGGAGAAUAAUGAGAGGAUGCUCACCAACGAUUUUAAGUAUCAGAUGAAGAAUUUAGCUAAAUUUUACAAGGAACUAAAUCAAAAAUAUAGAUUGAAUGUUCAGGAUCCAGAUUUUAAAGAAAGAGUUUAGAUAGCAAAGGAAUAGUUAUAAAGACAAAGAAAUAAACCAUUGCAGUACUUUAAGAAAGAUGGUGUGAAAUUCGUAGAAUUGCUGCAAGAACUUAUUUAAGCUGAUAAGAGAUAACCUACAUUGUUAGAAAGGUUCAAAGCAUUCAAUCAAUUAAAAGCAUCUCAAUUUAGAAUCAAAGAGAAGCUACCUGAAAAGCUAUACAACAAAACAACCAAUGAUGAAGAUCCGACUCCUAGAAGCAGGAACAAAUUGCUGAAAAAAUCUUGUAAGUUUAUAGGGUAAACAAGCAGAAAUGUUACGGAUACUUUGAAAAUGAAAUUUCAAUUAAAAGAUAAAUCCUACCAUAUGUCUAAAUAAUUCGAUAAUUACACUCCAAAUCUCCUCAAAGUAUAAUCACAAUCGUCGAUAUCUUUUCAUAAAAAGAAUAAAACAGAUAACGAAGAAUAUCUUGAUCGACAACUCGAAAAAUUCGCAAGUAGAAUGAUAUAACCUCAAUUUAAUGUUUAAGAAAUUAACACUGAAAACAUCAACAAAUUGAUUGAAAGCAAAUCUAAUUUAAAGUAAUUAUGCCUAAAAAAGAUAUAAUCCAAAACGUUGAUUGCUCAAUCAGAACAUCGUAGUAAAACAGAGAGACAAGAAUCAGAUUGUAAUGUAUUCACUUCAAGAUCAAGAGAUAAAGAUUCUACUAAGGCAUCUAUCAUUUUUAAGCGAUCUUAGUUGCUUACAUCUUUUACCAAUAAAUCAGAUUGUAUUAAAUGA
Messenger RNA from Paramecium tetraurelia, 1251 nucleotides. RefSeq lists its product as uncharacterized. Lineage: Eukaryota; Ciliophora; Oligohymenophorea; Peniculida; Parameciidae. The transcript is spliced from 5 exons. The record is from RefSeq and is a predicted model, not a curated record.